Molecule: messenger RNA, 690 nt
Organism: Lipotes vexillifer (Yangtze River dolphin)
Lineage: Eukaryota; Metazoa; Chordata; Mammalia; Artiodactyla; Lipotidae
Gene: GRPEL2
Product: GrpE like 2, mitochondrial
Exons: 4
Coding region: 13-690 (225 amino acids)
Biological process (GO): protein import into mitochondrial matrix; protein folding
Cellular component (GO): PAM complex, Tim23 associated import motor
Molecular function (GO): protein homodimerization activity; adenyl-nucleotide exchange factor activity; protein-folding chaperone binding
Source: RefSeq, a predicted model, not a curated record
GAGGUGGGGAACAUGGCCGUGAGGUUCCUGUGGGCGGUCCGGCGGCGGAUGCAGCCCCUCCUGGCCUCGAGUGGCGCGUCAGAUGGCAGGGGAUGGCUGCAUCCUUUCAGCACUGCCACCCAGAGAACCGCUGGUGAAGACUGCAGUUCUGAGGACCCUCCUGAUGAACUUGGGCCCUCUCUUGCAGAACGAGCCUUAAAGCUAAAAGCUGUUAAACUGGAGAAGGAAGUCCAGGAUUUAACAGUGAGAUACCAGAGAGCUAUAGCUGAUGGUGAAAAUAUAAGAAGGCGAACCCAGAGAUGUGUAGAAGAUGCCAAGAUAUUUGGAAUUCAGAGUUUCUGUAAGGAUUUGGUGGAGGUGGCAGACAUUUUGGAGAAGACUACAGAGUGUAUUUCUGAAGAAACAGAGCCUGGGGACCAGAAGCUCACUCUGGAGAAGAUCUUCCGAGGCUUGUCACUUUUAGAAACAAAGCUGAAAAGCGUGUUUGCCAAACAUGGCCUGGAGAAGAUGACACCCAUUGGUGACAAAUAUGACCCUCAUGAGCAUGAACUCAUCUGUCAUGUGCCAGCUGGUGUUGGGGUGCAGCCUGGCACUGUGGCAUUAGUAAGGCAGGAUGGCUACAAGCUUCAUGGCCGCACCAUUAGACUUGCCCAGGUGGAAGUGGCAGUGGAGUCUCAGAGAAGACUAUGA